This is a messenger RNA of Paralichthys olivaceus (Japanese flounder), 1850 nucleotides long. The record is from RefSeq and is a predicted model, not a curated record. Lineage: Eukaryota; Metazoa; Chordata; Actinopteri; Pleuronectiformes; Paralichthyidae.
AAACACCAACGAGCUGAACUCAGCUACCUGGUUGACAGGCCAAGACGUGUCAACAGCUCGGCUUUCCAGGAGGCAGACCUGGUGAGCUCCAAAGACAGUGGCCACGGAGACAGCGAGCAGGGAGACAGCGACCACGACGCCACUAAUCGAGGCCAUUCCUCCGCCAGCCUUUCAUGGAGGACAAUGGGGUUUGAAAAGGGGCUGAGACUGACGGAUACUGAGGGCCUGGGACAGGGGCAGGCUGGUGCCGAUCUGUUCUCUAACUGCACGGAGGAGUGCAAGGCCCUGGGCCACUCAGAUCGCUGCUGGAUGCCGAGCUUCAUGCCCUCCGAUGGGCGCCAGGGUCCGGACUACCGCAGCAACCUCCACGUGCCUGGCAUGGACUCUGUCCCCGACACAGAGCGAGGAAAAGGGUUUGCUAGCUCCUUCCGGGUGGACAUAUCGGAAACCGCGUGACUUUGCACAAUCACUCCCUGAUGACCAAGGCUGUAAAAAUCAACAACGAAAAAAACCAAGAAGCAUUACGUUUUCAACACAUUUUACCCUCCCUUCCUCAUCCCUCCUCACCCAGCAAAAAAUAAAUAAAAAUAAAAAAGAAUAAAUAAAAACACACUACAAAACACAAAAUGUGAAUCACCACCCCCUUGUCCCAUUUGAGGAACUAAGAGUUCCUUCCUUUCUGGAAUUCCUUGGAUCACUGCCGGGCUUUGGAGGCACCCCUCUCUCAGGAAGAGGAGACGGUCGGACACGGAGGAGAGGGGGGUGGGACAGAUGGGUGCGGGCAGGUAGACGGAUAGCCUUAUACUGGGAGGACCCCCAUUGUCUCAGCGGGACUGAGAAACAAACAGAGGAGGAGGAAGUCAGCGUUGACGGAGAGACGAAACUGUUCUCUAGUCUCGUGCCGUUCCUUUUCCAAUCUGCGUGUGCCUGUUUACAGCACGGAUGUGUACGUCUCUGAGGGAAACGUUACCACAUGAGGACCAGAUGUGUAUACUGAAGACAAACUGAAAUGACAGCCACACAGAGAAACCGCCACUGAGCCCUUUAGGCAUUUGUACUCGCAGAGAGACGCCAAAUUGUACAGGAGAAUCUUUGUGCAUUUCAAAAUGCAAUACCACAGUUUUAGAAUUUUCUAUUCUGUUUAUGUGGUCAGGUGUCUCUAUUCUGAUCUACUUCAAACUUUGUAAGAAAAGAUUGUGGGCAGGAUGUUUUUUUUAUUUAUGUUUCUUCUUUGUUUUUUUCUGAGUUCUUUUCAUUUUGUUUUUGUUCUCUUUCAUUGGAUUUGGUCUGUUUGCCAAAUCCCGGGCUUGGACAGUGUUUAGCCUGCACUUUUCUGAGGUGUCAAGUAGUUUCUAUCAUGUGUGAGAAGUGUUUACUGUACUCUUUUAAAAGUUUCAAGCUGAAUAUAAAACUAUAUAUAAAUCCAUCUAUAUCUACUUGUUCUGAAGGCGUGCUAUCCAUUUGGUUCCACGCUCUGAUUCAGAGGUUUGACUCGUGGUUAAAAGCCUCUGAUGAAGGCUGUUGUUUUAUUUUAUUUUCCCACUGGGAGACAGAGGUUCUCAUUGUUUGACAUUAUUUCAUUUUUUUUUUGUUUCCACUUUUGGAUCUUGAUAAAGAUUAUGUCUAUAAAUAAAAAGAAGGUAAUAAUUUAGAUUGAAAUCAGUGGUAAUUUUGUGUCAUUGUAACCAAAACUUUAAGGGUACAUUUAUUAAGAAACAGGACAAUAACGAGGCCAAAUGCAGAAGGUGUUGUACACAAAUGCAGUUGGAAAGCAGUCGACACUCAUUUCUUUCUCACACAUUACAAACACACCAAUAUGCCAACAAUAAACGGAAACAAAUGGUGAAAAG